AUGGCAAUCCUUCCAAGUGACACGAACGAAAAACAUCCCGAAGUCACCUCGAUCCACACCCCCUCCUCAAUCGAAAGCACAUCAUCAAAAGACAACACCACCCAACGAGGCCUCUCAUCCCGCCAUGCCCAAUUCAUUGCCCUGGGAGGCGCAAUAGGAACAGGCCUAUUCGUGAGCACAGGAGCCACACUAGCAAAAGGCGGCCCGGCCUUCUUGGUCGGCAGCUAUGUCCUAAUGUCCGCUUUAGUAUACCUGAUCCUCACAGGCGUCACGGAGAUAUCAGCCUACCUCCCCCUCCCGGGUGGAACGAUGAACUACUAUGGCAGUCGAUAUGUAUCGCCUAGCCUGGGGUUUAUGAUGGGGUGGUUGUAUUUCUAUUCAUAUGCUAUCUUUGUGCCGUUUGAGCUGACUGCUUCGGCUAUGGUGAUAAACUACUGGCAUCCUGAUAUCAAUAAUGCGGUUUGGAUUACUAUCAUGUUGCUUCUUGUUGUCUCGCUGAAUCUUCUGCCCGUCAAGUUUUACGGCGAGUCUGAGUUUUGGUUUGCUUUGCUCAAGGUUUUGUUGAUUGUUGGCUUGAUUGUGCUUUCGUUUGUGCUAUUUUGGGGCGGUGGGCCUAAUCAUCAGCGUCUUGGGUUUCAUUACUGGAUGGAGCCUGGGGCUGUCAAGGCUAUGAUUGUGGAUGGGGACUCUGGACGAUUUAUCGCUGCGCUUGCUACUCUCAUCAGUUGUGUGUUGCCAUUCACCUUCUCGCCGGAGAUGAUUGUUGUGACGGGUGGUGAGAUUCAAUCUCCUCGUCGAAACCUACCAAAGAUUGCUCGCAAUUUCUUCUGGAGAUUGAUUGUCUUCUAUAUUGGUGGCACAAUUGCUAUCUCGGUCAUCUGCCCGUCUGAUGAUCCAUCAUUGACGAGCGGAGGUAAUGGCGCUGCUUCAUCACCUUGGGUGGUUGGUAUCAGGAAUGCCGGCAUUGCUGGACUUCCUAGUGUGAUCAAUGCUGUCAUUAUUACUGCAGCAUGGUCGUCUGGAAACUCCUUCCUCUACCUUGCCAGUCGAUCCCUAUACUCCAUGGCAGUUGAAGGCAGUGCCCCUCGAAUCUUUCGCAAGUGCAGCAAGAAUGGAGUCCCAGUCUAUGCAGUUGUUGCUAGGUCACUAUUCUCCUUGCUGGCGUAUAUGAAUGUCAACUCCUCGUCAGCGAAUGUAUUCAAUUGGCUGAUGAACCUUGUCAACACAGGAGGGUUCAUCUCCUGGGUCUGCUGCUCGAUCAUUUACAUUCGUUUCCGAAAGGCUUGUGAUGUCCAGAAAAUCCCAACGGACAGCCUGGUUGCCCGCUCGCCUUUGCAACCUAUUGGUUCUUAUAUCACGAUGUUCAUGUUUGGGCUGCUUUGUCUGCUCAAUGGGUUCACGGUCUUCUUUCCAUCGCAGUGGUCUGUUACUGAUUUCCUCUCUGCGUAUAUUGGUCUUCCACUGUUCGUUGUCAUCUAUUUGGUACAUCGAUUCUGGAGGCGGGGUGAUCCUUGGGCUAUCCCUUCCCACUUAGUUGAUUUGCAUAGUGGACUGGCAGAGUUGGAGGCUGAAGAGGAGAUGGAAGUUCCCAAGGAGACAUUAUGGGGGCGUCUGAGACACUCGAGCGUUGUCCAACUUAUGCGUCCGCCGAAGUAG
This is a messenger RNA of Penicillium nucicola, 1656 nucleotides long. RefSeq names its product amino acid permease. Gene Ontology annotation, biological process: amino acid transmembrane transport. The transcript has a single exon. Bases 1 to 1656 code for a protein of 551 amino acids. Gene Ontology annotation, molecular function: amino acid transmembrane transporter activity. NCBI's taxonomy places the organism in Eukaryota, Fungi, Ascomycota, Eurotiomycetes, Eurotiales, Aspergillaceae. The record is from RefSeq and is a predicted model, not a curated record. Gene Ontology annotation, cellular component: membrane.